CAAUGCCGGGCCUAGUUCAAAGAAGGCGGAAGCGCCCUUCGCUAGCUGUCAGCGAGGCUUCCGACGAGCAGUCCGACGACUCAUCAGCAUCAGGCAGUAAACGCGCCCGACAUGACCGGAACGCGUCCGACAGUCCUGUCCGCAGCAACGGCCACUCAUACGUACAAAACGACGAUGCAAGCGCAUAUGCCGAAGACGAUUUCCAGCCAGGCUCCCUCGUGAGGGUGAAACUCAAGAAUUUUGUCACAUACACGGCCGCCGAGUUUCAUUUGGGCCCCAGCCUGAACAUGGUCAUUGGCCCAAAUGGCACAGGAAAGAGUACGCUGGUCUGCGCAAUAUGUCUGGGGCUUGGAUGGGGCAGUGAGCAUCUGGGAAGAGCGAAAGAUCUGGGUGCUUUUGUCAAGCAUGGUGCUACGGAAGCCGUCAUCGAAAUCGAGCUCGCCACAGGCCCAGGCAACGGUCCAAAUCGCAUCGUGCAACGUACCAUUCGCAAGGAAGACAACAAAUCCGUAUACUUUCUGGACGGCAAGCGUGUCACACAGGUCGCCGUCACAACCAUGGCCAAGCAGUUCUCGAUCCAGAUUGAUAAUCUCUGUCAAUUCUUGCCCCAAGACCGCGUCGUCGAGUUUGCCAAGAUGAGUGAUGUGGAACGUUUACGAGAAACUCAACGUGCCGCGGCGCCCCCGCACAUGGUUGAGUGGCACGAUCAACUCAAGGACCUACGCGCCGAGGAACGAAACUUCCAGACCAAGGAGGUGAAUGAGCGCAACCAUUUGGAAAAACUGGAGAAACAGCAAAAUGCAACCAGAGACGACGUGGAGCGCUUUCAUCAGCGUGAAGGCUUGCUGCGCAAAUCAAACUGUCUCAAGAAGGUCAGGCCAAUGAUUGAGAUCAAACUGCUCAAAUCCGAUAUCACACAGCUCAAAGAAGACAAGAGGCUGGCCAGUUUAGAGCUCGACCAGAUCAAGGAAGCCAUGGAACCAGCGCGUAGGGUCCUCUCAGAAGUGGAAGUGUAUCGUGACCAGGUUGAGCAGGUUGUCAAGUUGCGCAAGAACCGCGUCGACAUGAUCAAGGCACAAGCCGACAGGCUCAGCAAAAAGAUUGAAGCAGACAGGACCAAGGCAAACGACUUUACCGACCAGAUCAAGGCCGAGCUGCAUUCCAAGAAGACUCGCGAAAAAGACAUUGUCCGGGUGGCUGCCGAUAUCAAUAGGCUCGAGCAACGGCGACAGAAUGAGCCUGUACAGUACGACGCCGCUGCGUAUGAGAAACGCAAGACUGAAAUCCGAGCUCAGCUUUCCUCUGUCGGCAACACAAUUACUGAAAAGCAGAGUUUUGUAAAAGACUUCCACGAACGCGCUCACGGCAUCGCACAAGAGAGUGCAAGACUCAAGGCACAGCAAGAGCAGCUCAACACUCAAAGCGGUCAGCAGGCAAGUCUGCUGCAAAGACUGUCUUCGGAAACAGCAAGAGCAUGGAAAUGGAUCCAAGAUAACAAGCACACGCUGAAUCUCAGAGGCCAAGUCCUUGGUCCGCCAAUCCUGGAAUGCUCUAUUCCAGAUGCUAGAUACGCCCAGGCCCUGGAAGGUCAGCUGAGACGAGGAGAUGUCCUUGCAAUCACUUGCACUGAUAGCGAGGACCAAAAGUUGCUAUCGACCCGUCUUUUGAGUAAGCCGGCUAAUGGAGGCCAGGGACUCCAUGAUGUUCACCUUCGAACGUCUCCCAAGCCUCUUGAUGCAUACAGACCACCCGUUGCAGCAGCAGACUUGGUCAGAUAUGGAUUCCAAGGUUACAUGCUAGAGUAUAUUCAAGGACCUGCGCCUGUUUUAGCCAUGCUUUGCGACAACAACCGCCUGCAUCAAAUCGCCUACGCUCCGACCCCGAUUUCAGACGAGCAGCACGCUGCCGUCUCAAACAGUCCUAUCCGCAGCUGGGUAAGUGGCACCGACACGUAUCGCAUUGUCACGCGCAGAGAGUACAACGCCUCUUCAACGUCUGUCAUCAAACUUAGACCUGCCCAAUGGUUUACCGGUCAACCAGCCAACACAGAGGAGUUGCGGGCGCUUGAAGUGAGGAUGACGCAGCUGGUGCGAGAAAAAGAAGAGCUACAAGACAACCAUAAAUCCGUCACAACCGAAAUUAGGAAUCUGAAGGAGGAGAUGCAGGGACUCAAGGAGGCAAAGGACGAGAUACAAGCAGAACAAGACCGUACGAGAAAGGCCCUCGCCGAGUGGCAGGCCCUGCCCGACAAGAUUGCUUCUAAGCAGAGUAUGUUGGAUGACUACUAUCAGCAAAAUGCAGAAACAAAUGACCGCAUCCGCGGGAUCAAAGCAGAAGCUCGUGAAACGGCAUUACGCGUGGCCGACUUGACUCUGGACUACGCCAAAACCGUAUCACAAAUGCGCACGUUUCAUGAGUCGCUCAUUGAGGCCGAGAUUCGAUUCAUUGAAGCCAAGUCCGAGCUCAAUGCGUUGAGGCAUGAAAACAGUACCAUGAUCCAAAGGCAGCAGGCCAAAGAGGCCGAGGUCCAGGAACUCACAGCUCGCAUCAAGCGUCUCCGCGACGAGUACAUGAAGAAGACGGUAGCUACCCAGCAAGACAUUGACAACUUGACUGAAGAGGAAAUGCAGAUUGUGUUGGAGUAUCGCCAGCUUCCUUCGUUUGACCACCUCGAGCAGGAGAUUCAGGCCGUCGCUGCACGGCUGGAGAUGAUGGCCGAAGGCAAUCCUGGCGCUAUCAGGGCUUAUGAGAAGCGCGAGGAAGACAUCAACAGGACACGGGAGAAGCUAGAGCAGUACACAGCUGGUCUCGAAGAGACCAGGGAGAAGAUUACGGAGAUUCGCGAGCAGUGGGAACCUCAACUCGACGUGCUAAUAAAAAAGAUCAGCGAUGCCUUUGCACAUAACUUUCAGCAGAUUGGGUGUGCUGGCGAGGUUGCUGUGAACAAGGACGAGGAAGACUUUGACAACUGGUCUAUCCAGAUUUCUGUCCGCUUCCGCGAAAAUGAGCCACUCAGUGUCCUGAAUUCCCAUCGACAGUCAGGCGGUGAGCGCGCUGUGUCGACCAUCUUCUACCUCAUGGCUCUGCAAGAUCUUGCUCAAUCACCGUUCCGCGUUGUUGACGAGAUCAAUCAGGGCAUGGACCCGCGCAACGAACGCAUGGUGCACGAGCGCAUGGUGGACAUUGCGUGUCAAGAGCGUACAAGCCAAUACUUUCUCGUAACACCAAAGCUCUUGACUGGCCUAAAGUUUCACCCCAAAAUGAAGGUCCACGUCAUCAACUCUGGAGAACACAUUCCCGAUUCGAAAAACGUAAAGGACGGUUGGGAUCUUCGCAAUAUGGCCAAGAUUGCGCUCAGGACGAGGAAGGGUGUUACUGUUGCGUGAGUGCAUGGGUAGAUGUUGUGUGUACCUAUCUUUAUACACACGAGAGCGUAGAGCGACUCCAUUUGUUCCUGUAUUGCGGCCGUGCCGAGUGCCGAGUGCCCAAGGGUUGGGGGUUUGAUGGACUUUAUGAUACCAGGAA
Messenger RNA from Exserohilum turcica Et28A, 3525 nucleotides. RefSeq lists its product as uncharacterized. Gene Ontology annotation, biological process: double-strand break repair via homologous recombination. The annotation marks the transcript as partial. Lineage: Eukaryota; Fungi; Ascomycota; Dothideomycetes; Pleosporales; Pleosporaceae. The transcript has 5 exons. Gene Ontology annotation, cellular component: Smc5-Smc6 complex. The record is from RefSeq and is a predicted model, not a curated record. Gene Ontology annotation, molecular function: ATP hydrolysis activity; ATP binding.